AUGACGCUAGUUUCGGCUAUCCUUUCUCCUGUAAUCAGCAUUUUUUCGAUCGUCUAUUCACAUAUUCUUAUAAUUUUCUGCACGUUGUUGAUCUCUGGUUUAUUGGCGUUUCUCGUUUCAUACUACUUCUAUGGUUAUGCCCCAAUUUCUCCCAGCAGAGCUAAUUCAUCAGACAGUUCACCAACAAGAAGAAUCAAAGACAGGAGAUCCUCUACAAUCCAUGAGAGCGAUGAAGACCUUCCCGGUACAACAAAAGCGGCUAAGCCGGACGUCAUCGAAUUACGUCGAAUGAGGAAACGAGACUGGGCAAAGAAAAUCUACAAAAGUCUACUGAAGAAUGAUUCUCCGACAAUGCAUUCUUCUGAUGACUCGGAUUCCAGCGGCGGAAAAAAUGUACGGCCGCGUCACCUGAAGCGACGUCAUUCUACAUCCGGACCAUUGCAAUUGGCUAAAGACCUCAUUCGCCGUGGCAGCCGCAACUACUUCCGACAAACGUCUGAGAUGCGCGAUAAGCUUCCACGACCACCCCAAGAAUUCUUCGAGCCGAACGAUUUACCAGAGAUCCCGCAAAAUCUCCAGCCAGAACUUUUCUACAUUCUUCAUAAUCUGAAGAUGUUGGAGCUGCCAGUUGAGUGGAAACUAGAUCCACGCGAUAUUGAUGUACGUAGUUUUGCUAAGGGAGAUAUGGUUGUGAGACCUGGAGAGCCUGACGACAGUAUUUAUGUGCCUGUGUAUGGAACUUUGGCUGUUUACAUUGCGCACAAAGAAGGGAAGGAUUAUCUUGUGAAGAAAAUACCACCAGGGAGCAGCUUCUUUUCCAUGCUUUCGAUGCUUGACGUGUUGAUGAAUACCACCUCCAUCUUCAGAACUGUGUCGCUUAAAGCAGCAGAACCAUGUACAGUGGCAAAAUUUCCUAUAAGAAGUUUCCGCGAAUCAUACAACAAAUACCCUGAAGCAUGGAUGAGGCCGAUCCAAAUCGUAAUCACCAGACUGCUUCACGUGACUAUGACCACAUUGCAUCAGUAUAUGGGUUUAAGUGCAGAGUUAAUGAAGAGGCGACGCGAUGUUGCGUUAGAAGAGCGCGGCAGGCAUACUAGUGGACCAGUGCGAACUGCUCCAGCUGCAUUGCCACUAGCACAAAAGAAAUUGAAAGAGGUGCGGUUGAGUAGCUCGGACGAUGGCAUCGACCAAGUUGUUGUUGCUCGACGAUGGUUUGCUGACGCACUUGGAUUGUUGGGACCAGAUGGAGCAUCAAUAAUUGAAGAGAAAGGGGAUGUGCUUGUGCGUUCAUACGAGGAAGGAGAAACUCUGGUCGAACAGGGUUCAGAAGAAGAACAGCUCAUUCUUGUUCUUUCCGGAUCUCUGCGAUUGCUACAGGAGGAACGUCAAGAGGAUGACGACAACACAAUUGCUCGAGUACUUCCUCGUGAAAUGGUCGGAGGACUACAGAUUCUCACCAAUGAGCCUUCGUUCUAUGCUGUACAUGCGGCAAGUAAAGCUACCGUGGCAAUUAUCGGCAAGGCCGGAUUCAGUCGCUUACUGGAAGUUCGUCCUCACAUUUAUUUGCCUGUGGCUUACUCUGUACUCCGUCGACUUUCACCAUUCCUAAGAGGCGUCGACUUUGCUCUUGAUUGGGUACUCGUGGACUCUGGACAGUCUGUGUAUAGAGAAGGCGAUGCUGCGGAUUCAAUGUUUGUGAUGUUGAGCGGUCGAUUGCGUUCUGUGGAGAAAAAGACAUUAGUGGAAGAGUUCGGCAGAGGAGAUGUUCUCGGCAUGAUGGAGUUGCUCCAGAAGAAACCGCGUUCCACUACCGUACUUGCUGUAAGAUUCUCACAACUGGCGCGAAUUCCAGAAGGAUUGCUGAAUUUCAUCAAAUUGCAAUACCCUCAAGUUGGUUUCCGACUUGUACAACUGCUUGGACAAUACUACAGUAGUAUACAUCGUCGAAUUCCUCACAUGCCAGCAACGUCCCUCGAAGGAGUCAGUGAUCCAAUGAGUCACAUUAAGAAUCUUCAUACGAUUGCUGUUGUUCCUGCUUCGACUGAGGUUCCGCUUGUCCCGUUCACAUGUGAAUUAUAUCACGCUCUCUCAUCGAAUCUAAGGGUGCUUCGACUAAGUAGCCAGAAGGUUGCGACGCAGUUAGAUAGCAACGUUCUAGAGAAGCAAGCAGACUUCCGUUUGAUGCACUGGCUAAAUGUUCAAGAGGACACCUAUCCACUUGUCAUCUACGAAUGCGACUACACUGCGACAAAUUGGACACGGAGAUGUCUACGACAAGCAGAUGCAAUUCUUGUUGUUGCAAUGGGCAACAAAAAGCCGCAUAGUCAGACUUUGAUGAGAGAACUACUCAGCACGAAUCAAGACGGUGCACGAACGAAUAAAGAACUCGUACUUCUAUGGCCAGAAAACACAUCAUCACCUUCCGGAACUCAUGAGUGGCUCAAAAACACCUACUAUACAGGUCAUCAUCAUAUCCGCGCACCUAAACGCAUGUUCCAGUGGUCCACAAAGAAGAAACGCAAGGUUUCCAGGGAAAUAAUUCAUUCUGUGACUGAACGAGAGGUCGUAGAAUUCUAUGAGAAGAAUGUGUUCUGGACGGUAGAUUUCCGAUCAGAUUUUGCAAGAAUCGCCCGAAUACUCACUGGAAAUGCUAUUGGAUUGGCGUUGGGUGGUGGUGGAGCAAGAGGUGCAGCCCACGUUGGAAUCCUACGAGCGCUUAGGGAAAGAGGUGUUUACGCAGCUACACCCGACGAAAGGGUAGAAGAACGUACUAGUAAAUGGUUUGACGGAAUGACAAGUCUCUGGCGCAGAGUGCUGGAUCUGACAUACGCUCAUUCAGCCAUGUUCACUGGCGCUCAGUUAAAUAAGUCGCUGCAGGAUAUGUUUCGUGAUGAGGAAAUCGAAGACCUAUGGAUACCGUAUUUCUGCAUCAGCACAGAUAUCACGACCUCCGAGAUGCGAGUGCACCGCAGUGGGCCCUUGUGGGCGUACUGUAGGGCUUCAAUGUCAUUAGCGGGUUAUCUUCCACCAAUGUGUGAUCCCCAGGAUGGUCACCUACUUCUGGAUGGUGGAUAUGUCAAUAAUCUCCCUGCUGAUGUGAUGAGGUCAAUGGGUGCAAAAUGUGUAAUUGCGGUUGAUGUCGGUGCAUCAGAAGAGACGAAUCUGUACAACUAUGGUGACUGUCUUAGCGGGACGUGGGUGUUACUGAAGCGACUGAAUCCUUGGGCUGAGCCUGUACGGAUUUUGAAUAUGGAGGAGAUACAAACUCGACUAGCCUACGUUUCAUGUGUCCGACAACUGGAAAUCGUUAAAAAAGCUCCUUACUGUAGCUAUUUCCGACCAGCCAUUGAACCUUUCAAAACACUGGAAUUUAACAAAUUCGAGGAGAUUUUGACUAUCGGUUAUGAAUACGGGAAGACUAAAAUAGAAGAACUUAUGGAAUCGACAGCUUUCAGUAAUUUAUUAGUGGAUGAUAACCAACAAAGUCGUCUAUAUCGUCAACCAAGUAGAACCACAAAGCGUCCAAAUUUGGAACGUUCCACGUCAUUCACUGAUCUAGCAGCAGCGCUUUCGAAAAUCCCUACGGUUCGACCGCUCUUGCGGCAUUCGCUAAGCGCCUACGAUCAAGCAGACGAUGUAUUCGAUGAUAUCGACUUUUGGGAUCAGUCGGAUGCCGAUAACGAACUCUCACAGUCAGAUUUCAACGAUACGUCGGAAGCAUCAGAACCCGAGGCCGAUCUUGUUAGUCGAUUUUCUACAAGCACACCAAGACCAUAA
Messenger RNA from Necator americanus (New World hookworm), 3777 nucleotides. RefSeq lists its product as uncharacterized. Lineage: Eukaryota; Metazoa; Nematoda; Chromadorea; Rhabditida; Ancylostomatidae. Bases 1 to 3777 code for a protein of 1258 amino acids. Gene Ontology annotation, cellular component: endoplasmic reticulum; cytosol. Gene Ontology annotation, biological process: phosphatidylcholine metabolic process. The transcript has 32 exons. Gene Ontology annotation, molecular function: phosphatidylcholine lysophospholipase A1 activity; DNA-binding transcription factor activity. The record is from RefSeq and is a predicted model, not a curated record.